Molecule: messenger RNA, 2898 nt
Organism: Anopheles coustani
Lineage: Eukaryota; Metazoa; Arthropoda; Insecta; Diptera; Culicidae
Exons: 11
Coding region: 1-2898 (965 amino acids)
Biological process (GO): transmembrane transport
Molecular function (GO): monocarboxylic acid transmembrane transporter activity
Source: RefSeq, a predicted model, not a curated record
AUGUUGGGGCUCGUCGGCGACAGUAAACCCCUCGGCGACGGUUCCGACGAUCCGCUGCACGACGACGAUGACGAGCUGGACGACCCGAACCAGGACUCACCGGGACUGUCAGCGUCACCGCCGCCCGCUCCCCCGCCGCUGCCACCGCCGGUGCGGAACGGAUGUCAGCGAUGUCGCUUCUCGCAGCUCGCUUCCGCCAACUCGACGCUGAACCGGUCCCAUCCGCAUCUCGCCAGCGGAACGGGAACGCUCGGGUCGGGCUCGAUCGGCGGAGGCACGCUUACCCGGACGCACCGGAAUGGCGGUACGCUCGAGCGGAAUCACCACAUGGCUGCCAGCUCCGGACAUCUGCACACGGCUGGAGGCGUGGCGACGACAGCAGCAUCCGCCGGAACCGGAAACGGCACCUAUCCGGGAUACGACCGAAAUCGAUUGCUGGAAGAGGAGGAUUCGGCCUACCCGGCACUGCUGGAACGUGAACUUCACUCCCUGCAUCGGAAUGUGCCCGCGCUGCGCCGGGCCGGCGUCGACACGACCGCAAUCAGGCAGCACUUCUAUCCGGACGGUGGCUGGGGUUGGAUCGUCUGUGGUGUCGCAUUUCUGGCGCAUGUCCUCACCACCGGCUUCCAGCUGUCCUACGGCCUGCUGCUGCUGUACGCGAUACGCCAUCUGGGUCACGAGGUGAAUACCGAAGCAGGUUGGCUCGGUCCGGCCAGCUGGGCCAUGUCCCUCUUUUCGGCAACGAUUGUCGUGGCGCUCUGCCGCCGGAAGUCCACCCGGCUGACGGCAGUGCUGGGUGGGUUGGUGCUCGCCCUCGGCAUCCUGUUCACAUCCUUCGCCACCCAGCUGCAUCAGGUAGCGUUCAGUUACGGCGUCAUCGUGGGCAUCGGGUCGGCGAUGGUACGAGAGUCGGCCGCCGUUAUGCUGGGCCAUUACUUCAAACGGCGGAGACAAUUUGUCGAAAUGAUCACGAUGUCCGGCGAGGGUGUCGGCGUGGCGCUGUUUUCCGUCAUCCUCAAGGAAGGCGUCGGGAAAAUGGGUUGGCGUUUGGGUUUGCAGGCCGUCACCGGGCUGGUGUCGUUCAGCUUCUUCAUGGGACUGCUGUACCGGCCGGCCUCCCUCUACCAUCCCCAGCGCAGGGCGAUACUCCACUUGAAAAACCAAAGGAAAAAGGUGAAGGAAAAGAAAACACACGUCCGCACACCGAAGCCACCGUUCCUAGACUUUACGCCCCUAAAGUCGUCCUCGGUGCGGAUGCUGUCAAUAUCGGCUUCGGUUGCAGCACUCGGCGUGUACUCGCCAAUAUUUUUCCUGUCUCUGCACGGAUUCAGCGAAGGGUACGACAUGCAGGACCUGGUGCUGCUGCAGACCUUCCUCGGACUGUCGAUAGCUUUAGGAAUAGUGUUUAGUGGUUCGUCCAUCAACAAGACGCUGGAGAUUUCCUUCCGCAAGGUGCAGAUUUCCCGUCAGUACGUUUGUCAGGGCUGUGUUACGUUAGUGUCACUAUCGUUGUUAGUUUUAUCGGCCGUCGCCGACUACCGGGGCCUAUGCUUCUCGGCGUGGGCCUACGGGCUCGGCCUCGGCGGCUACCGUUACACCUUGAAGAUGCUUGCGAUCGAGCGGAUCCGCGGCAAGUACUUCUCCAAGGCGUGGGGUUUCAUCAAGGGAGCCGAGUCGCUGCCGGUGCUGUUCGGGGUGCCCCUGUGCGCCUUCCUGAACGACUCCUCGCACCGGUACGGCCGUGCCGGGUACUACAUUUGCGCCGCCAGUGCGGCCAUCUCCGCCAUCAUCCUGUUCUUCGUCGGCUAUCCGGACGGACGGAACAUGAAAUACUCAACCAAUGGUUCCAUCACAUCGCGAUGUACGGCACCGACGUCGUCGAGCGACUGUCAGCACAUACUCGACCGAAGCUUCUCGUCGCAGCGGUACAACAAUCCCCACUGGUACGGCACUAGUACGCACACGAGCAACCUCGCCAACGGUUGCCACGGCUCGGGAAGCUACGCCGGAGCCGGUCCCGCCAGUCUACAGCGCUGCCUCUCGACGAGUCAGUUCAUGAACGGUGGGCUUAACCUAUCCUCCAGCGGCCUCGGACCUGGCACAACCGGUAACGCAGGUGGCGCAGGCACGGUGGGAGGCGGGACAGGACAUACCGGAGCCGGUACCGGUCACAUUCUGGGCAACAGUCAAUCCCUCGAUAAUCCGGCGACGGUUGCUGGCGGUGGCUUCAGCAGCUACCAUGGCGCGUUCUGUGGCCAAAGCGCCGGGCAACCGCACGGCCGGCUUCACAAGAGCCUAUCGUUCGCGUUCCAAUCACCCAUGUUCAGCGACGAUCCGAUGCACCAUACCUGCCAUCAGGCAUCCUACGCAGCCGACUAUCCCCCACCGAGCCGGUGUUACUCCAGGUGUGAAGUACACAACCCAUCGCUGGCAACGCCGAUCACGGUUCAUCGGGAUACGUUCGGGCGACAUCACAGUUUCCGCGGCACAACAUCUUCCUCGAGCCGUGGCCAAACACCCCGCCAUUCGGUUGCCCACCCGUCGUCGGGCCGGGGCCAAGGACCAUCGACUCCACACCACCACCAAUACCACCAUCCACCGCAGCAGCAUCAGCAGCAGCACCAUCAGCAGCAAUCCCACCACCAACAUCAACACCACCAGCAACCGUUGCCACCGUAUCCGGCGAACGGCCUGCAGUACCAUCCUUCCCGCAGCCGCAGCGUUCCGGAGGGUUUGGGCGGGACGGGCCGCACCGGAGCGACCGGAGGAGGGCCGUCGGGUGCGUUCGCCGAUUGUCACUGGAAUCACUGCCACUGGACCACCGCCCAGGACCGGGCCACCUUCUGCCGUCCGAGCCGACCGAUUCAGGUCGUCGAGCAGAUAACGACAUCCGUUUGA